Molecule: messenger RNA, 2402 nt
Organism: Alnus glutinosa
Lineage: Eukaryota; Viridiplantae; Streptophyta; Magnoliopsida; Fagales; Betulaceae
Product: scarecrow-like protein 21
Exons: 2
Coding region: 296-2035 (579 amino acids)
Biological process (GO): regulation of DNA-templated transcription
Cellular component (GO): nucleus
Molecular function (GO): sequence-specific DNA binding; DNA-binding transcription factor activity
Source: RefSeq, a predicted model, not a curated record
GUGCUUCCAAAACUCUUCUUUGAACCCCAAAGCGAAACACACAAACCAACGGAAAAUUUUAUUUCUCCAAAGCACCCGCGAAGACCCUGACAACGAAAAUCACUCUAUUUUCUGGUGCCUUUUACAAAUUUAAGUUUGAUAAUCUUGAAGGCAAAAGAGUUUGGGUCCUAAGGUGAAGAUUGUGACGUGCUGGUUUUUGUUCUUUGGAGAAGGGCCAAGGCUGAUUCUUUUCUGAUCUGCUGCACCAGUAUUAAGAAUUGUUAUUACAUAAAUCAGCUAAUGCAAACCUCAUAGGAUGGACUCGCACCAGUUUUUUGGACUUGGAGUGACUGGUGCGGGCCUAUCCUUCACAUCUUCUUAUCCUACUGUUCCAUCAAUACCUAAUAGAUUGCUUGAGUCCUUGAAAUUUGAUAUAGGAAACUCAACUAAUUUUCCAUUCUUGACUCAGUUUGAUUCUGAUACCCUUACUACUUUAAGUGACAGCCAGGAGCAGCACAGCUCCACAGAAAAUCUCUCAGGAGUCAGCCCUUCCUGUAACUCUUCAAUUGAAACCAACAGUUAUUUCCAUCGGUUAAGCCCUCCUCUAGACUGUCUUCAAGACGGUCUACAGCUCUAUACUGUUGGGUCUUCUUCCAGAGAGGAUGCAAAUUGUAGACAGAACAUGAAAGAUGCUUUACUGGAAUUAGAGACUGCUUUAAUGGGGCCUGAUGAUGAUGAAGUCACCAGACGGGAAAUUAGCACACCAGAGACACCGGGCCAAAGUUCUAGGUCAUGGAGCCAGGAACCUCAAGGGGUACAUGUGUCUCCGCCUCGGCCAACUUUUGUUCCUAGGCAUAGGGCAUCCGGCGAAGUUGUUCAUACAGAGAAGCGUCACAAAAUGAUGGAGGUAACAUCUUUACAGGGUUUCCCCCCAGGGAAUCUGAAGCAAUUGCUGAUCGCAUGUGCUAAAGCUCUCUCCGACAACAGCAUUGAUGUUUUUGAUAGGUUGAUUGAAAAGGCUAGAGAUGCUGUGUCUAUCACAGGAGAACCAAUCCAGCGUCUUGGUGCUUACAUGGUAGAAGGGCUGGUGGCAAGAAAGGAGGCAUCGGGCUCCAGCAUUUACCAAGCCCUCAACUGUAGAGAGCCUGAAAGCAAAGACUUGCUUUCGUACAUGCAUAUCCUGUAUGAAAUCUGCCCCUACUUAAAAUUUGGUUACAUGGCAGCCAAUGGGGCUAUUGCUGAUGCAUGCAAAAACGAGGACCGCAUCCACAUCAUAGACUUUCAGAUUGCUCAGGGAUCCCAGUGGGUGACUCUCCUUCAAGCACUUGCAGCACGACCGAGAGGGCCUCCCCAUGUGCGGAUUACAGGGAUUGAUGACCCUGUUUCCAAAUAUGCCCGUGGAGAUGGUUUGGAGGCAGUAGGGAGACGGUUGGCAGCAAUUUCUGUGAAAUUUAACAUCCCAGUUGAGUUUCAUGGAGUGCCAGUUUUUGGUUCAGAUGUUACGCGGGAUAUGCUUAAUGUCAGGCCUGGGGAAGCUCUGGCUGUGAACUUCCCUUUGCAGCUCCACCACACCCCAGACGAGAGUGUUGAAGUGCAAAAUCCGAGGGAUGGGCUUCUGAGAAUGGUAAAGUCACUUUCUCCCAAGGUGGUCACUUUGGUGGAGCAAGAAUCAAACACAAACACAACCCCAUUCUUCCAUAGGUUUGUAGAAACUCUAGACUACUACUUGGCAAUGUUCGAGUCUAUUGAUGUCACCCUGCCAAGAAACAACAAGGAUCGGAUAAAUGUGGAGCAGCAUUGUUUGGCCAGGGAUAUUGUGAAUGUCAUUGCUUGCGAGGGGAAGGAGAGGGUGGAGCGCCAUGAACUCUUUGGCAAAUGGAAGUCUAGAUUGACAAUGGCGGGGUUCCGCCAAUAUCCUCUGAGCUCUUAUGUCAACGGCGUGAUAAAGAGCCUGCUGAGGUGCUAUUCAGAACAUUAUAUGCUAGUGGAGAAGGAUGGGGCUAUGCUGUUGGGCUGGAAGGACAGGAACCUCAUCUCGGCUUCUGCCUGGCAAUGAUCAAUAGAGGUGGUGGCCACACAAAUAAACACUUCUUGCCACCUGCUGCAGUGCAGAAGGUGAUAAUGCUCUUAACAUCAGCCAAUGGACACAUUAAAUAAUCUUGGGUAUCAUUGCCAGGCGAUCCAAUGGCUUACGUUCCUUAUCAUCUAAUGUUCAGAUACCAGUGAUACCACCGAGGCUCUCGCCACUUUUCUUUGAUAGAUAUUCCUCACCAAUGUUGUUCUAUACAUAUUUUACUGUAUGUUAGAGUUGUAGCAUAUGUCAGUAAGUAUGUGAGGAUUAUGAGAUAAAGAUCAAAUUUCAAUCACAAUGUACAUAAUCAUUUAACCCGAUCAGUAAAUUAAAUUCAGCCCAAAUUAACAAA